This is a messenger RNA of Hypoxylon fragiforme, 1126 nucleotides long. RefSeq lists its product as uncharacterized. The transcript has 4 exons. Gene Ontology annotation, cellular component: nucleus; pre-snoRNP complex. Lineage: Eukaryota; Fungi; Ascomycota; Sordariomycetes; Xylariales; Hypoxylaceae. Bases 307 to 933 code for a protein of 208 amino acids. The record is from RefSeq and is a predicted model, not a curated record. Gene Ontology annotation, biological process: snoRNA localization; maturation of LSU-rRNA from tricistronic rRNA transcript (SSU-rRNA, 5.8S rRNA, LSU-rRNA); box C/D snoRNP assembly.
UUUUUGUGGCGUCUUGAAGCAUCAACUAAGAAGCUCCUUUAAACGUUGCAGGUCCUACAGUUAGCCUUCAAAGAAGAUUUGCUCUUUCUGUUGGAUAGCUACUUCGCCGUCAUUGUUGUUGAUUAUUGCUAUUGAACAUUGUUUCAUAACGCCAACUGCUUUGCCAAGAACCCGGUCACUUUCACAUAACAGAAGAUCGAACAGUAUGGUAUAUAUCUAAGGAUCGCCACCCAUCUCGAACACCUUUUCACAAGGUCUCUGGAACUUAUUCCAUAUCUCCUUAUAUUCGAACCCUCAGCUUCGACAAUGGGGAGCACUAGGCCAUCAUGCCUAGUCUGCGAUGCAGCCGAGGGCAAAUACAAAUGCCCUCGCUGUAAUCUAUUCACGUGCUCGCUUCCUUGUUUCCAGGAGCAUCGUGACAGUCACCCUCUUGUAGAGGCUCCUGUCGAGGCACCGAAGCCAAUGGACACCACUGUCGUAGAGACAAGUAACGUUGACUACCAUGCUGGACGUCAGGAGGGCGAGACGUUCAAGGAAUCAGAGAUUGCCGAUAUGCCAGAAUAUGCAGCACUCAUUCAGAAGUACCCCAACCUGGAGAGUCUGCUCUGGAACAUUGCCGCCGCCACAGAUCCUCCCACCGCUGACGGUGGCGGUAAUUCUGCAUUCCCUGGCUCGAACAAAGGCUACCGUAAGACAAACCAGCCUUGGACGAAGGAUACGGGCUACGAAAAUGGCCUGGAGGUACUGCGCCGAACUCGAGAAACCCCGGGUAGCGAUAGAGACGCUCUGAGGGAGUACUGCGAGCUCGUUAGGCUCCGUUCGGCUAGGAUUGAGUCUGCCAAUGUUGCAGCCAAAAUCCGACGACAAUUCGCACAGGACGACGCAAAGGCCAUCCAAGAGCUCCUCGAGGCCGAGAAAUCCAAGGCUUUCUGAGAUUCUCAUAUGCCGACGACGACCUACGACAUGAGACAUCAAUGAUUAUGGUAUUUUCAAUGUGUUUUACCACCCUGAGGCUACCCCUACCUCUGUAAAGAUCCAGAAUGCUAUUCGAAUUAUCAAACGAGUCGCCUCAUCACUAUGUUCAUCGGUACUGUAUUUACUAGCCACCUACUUUAGUAGGGCUAGC